Mauremys mutica (yellowpond turtle) is the source of this 3455-nucleotide messenger RNA. It is a transcript of the gene CHSY3, whose product is annotated as chondroitin sulfate synthase 3. The record is from RefSeq and is a predicted model, not a curated record. Bases 113 to 2662 code for a protein of 849 amino acids. NCBI's taxonomy places the organism in Eukaryota, Metazoa, Chordata, Testudines, Geoemydidae. Gene Ontology annotation, cellular component: Golgi cisterna membrane. The transcript has 3 exons. Gene Ontology annotation, molecular function: glucuronosyl-N-acetylgalactosaminyl-proteoglycan 4-beta-N-acetylgalactosaminyltransferase activity.
UCGGAGCGGGAGGAGGCGCUGAGGCCGGGCCGCCCGGCAGUAACUCGGCACAGGGAGCUCGGCAGCAGCCUCCUCGCCGCGCAGCUCGUGUGCGGGACCCUCCCUCCGCACCAUGGCAGCGCGGUCCCGCAGACCCUGGCUGAGCGUGGCGCUGGGGCUGGUGCUGGGCUUCACCGCCGCCUCCUGGCUCAUCGCCCCCAAAGUGGCCGAGAUGAGCGAGAGGAAGAGACGCGCCUCCAGCCUUUGCUCCUACUACGGCCGCGCGGCGGGGGGCGCCCGGGCGCAGCAGGAGGCGGCGGCGGCGGCCGUGCUGGGGGGCACCGGGUUCAGGAGCAGCCCUUGGGAGCUGCAGCCGCAGGCGGAGGAGGGCACCGUCCCCAGCCCCCCAGCCGCGGCCGGCGGGGAAGGGGAGCCGGAGGAAGAGGAGGAAGCCGGGGAGAAGCGGAGCGGCAGGCACGGGAGCAGCCACAACGGGAGCGGGGACUGGGGGGGUCCCGCGGGCUGUGCCAAGCCCCGCAACUUCCUCUACGUGGGGGUGAUGACGGCCCAGAAGUACCUGGGCAGCCGGGCGGUGGCGGCGCAGCGGACCUGGGCGCGCUUCAUCCCCGGCAGGGUGGAGUUCUUCUCCAGCCAGGGCUCCGCCGCCCCGCUCGCGGGGCCCGGGCUGCCGCCGCUGCCAGUCGUCGCCCUGCCCGGGGUGGACGAUUCCUACCCGCCGCAGAAGAAAUCCUUCAUGAUGAUCAAGUACAUGCACGACCACUACCUGGACAAGUACGAGUGGUUCAUGCGGGCGGACGACGAUGUCUACAUCAAAGGUGAAAAAUUGGAGGAGUUCCUUAGGUCACUGAACAGCAGUAAACCUCUCUAUUUGGGGCAAACUGGUCUGGGAAAUAUUGAAGAACUUGGAAAACUGGGGCUUGAGCCUGGAGAAAAUUUCUGCAUGGGAGGGCCAGGAAUGAUCUUCAGUCGAGAAGUUCUCAGGAGAAUGGUGCCACAUAUAGGUGAAUGUCUUCGAGAAAUGUACACCACACAUGAGGAUGUGGAAGUGGGAAGAUGCGUCCGACGGUUUGGUGGAACCCAGUGUGUUUGGUCAUAUGAGAUGCAGCAAUUGUUCCAUGAAAAUUAUGAACACAACCGGAAGGGUUACAUCCAAGAUCUUCACAACAGUAAAAUACACACAGCUAUAACACUUCAUCCAAAUAAAAGGCCAGCCUACCAAUACAGACUCCACAAUUACAUACUGAGCCGCAAAAUUUCAGAACUACGCUAUCGCACCAUCCAGCUCCAUAGAGAAAGUGCCCUAAUGAGCAAGCUCAGUAACAGUGAAAUAAAUAAGGAAGAUCAGCAGCUGGGAAUGAUGCCAUCUUUCAAUCGCUUCCAGCCCCGUGAAAGGAAUGAAGUAAUUGAAUGGGAAUUCCUGACAGGGAAGCUUCUUUACUCUGUGGCUGAGAAUCAACCACCCAGACAAAGCAUUAAUAGCAUUCUGCGGGCAGCAUUGGAUGACACAGUGAUGCAAGUAAUGGAAAUGAUAAAUGAGAACUCUAAAUCUAGAGGAAGGCUUAUUGAUUUCAAGGAAAUACAAUAUGGCUACCGUAGGGUUGAUCCUAUGCAUGGAGUGGAGUACAUCCUGGAUUUACUGCUUUUGUACAAAAGACACAAAGGAAGAAAACUUACAGUUCCAGUGAGACGUCAUGCUUACCUUCAGCAAUUGUUUAGCAAGCCUUUUUUCAAAGAGGCAGAGGAACUGGAUGUAAGAAGCCUUGUGGAGAAUAUUAAUAGUGAUACUCAGUCUUUCUCUUUUCUUUCAAAUUCUUUAAAGAUUUUUUCAUCAUUUCAGGGCACCAAAGAAAUAGGAGGACAUAGUGACAAGAAAAUACAUAUUCUUGUCCCUCUCACAGGAAGAUACGACAUUUUCUUAAGAUUUAUGGAGAAUUUUGAAAAGACUUGUGUUAUUCCCAGGCAGAACGUAAAGCUGGCAGUAAUUCUGUUCAGCUCUGAUUCUGGCCAAGAUUCCAGCAAACACAGAGAGUUAAUUAAAGAAUAUCAUAAUAAGUAUCCGAAGGCAGAUAUGACCCUAAUUCCUAUGACAGGGGAGUUUUCCAGAGGUUUAGGUCUUGAAAUGGCCUCAUCUCAAUUUGACAAUGACACUUUGCUGCUAUUCUGUGAUGUUGACCUGAUAUUCACACCAGACUUUCUUCAACGAUGUAGAGAUAAUACUAUUCAAGGGCAGCAGGUUUAUUAUCCCAUCAUCUUUAGUCAAUAUGAUCCAAAAGUAAUAUAUGGAGGCAACCCUCCCGGUGACAGUAACUUUGUUUUCACAAAGAAAACUGGAUUUUGGCGAGACUAUGGAUUUGGAAUCACUUGUAUUUACAAAAGUGAUCUACUGAGUGCUGGUGGAUUUGAUACCUCAAUUCAAGGCUGGGGACUUGAGGAUGUAGACCUCUUUACUAAAGUAAUAACUUCUGGGCUGAAGGCUUUUAGAAGUCAAGAAGUAGGAGUUGUACAUGUCUUUCAUCCGGUUCAGUGUGACCCCAAUUUAGACCCUAAACAAUAUAAAAUGUGCUUGGGGUCCAAAGCAAGUACAUUUGCAUCUACCAUGCAGCUGGCUGAACUCUGGCUAGAAAAACAUUUAGGUGUCAGGUACAAUCGAACUCUCUCCUGACAUUCCAGCUCAUUCUGCCUUUUUGGGGGAGUUUACCUCAUUGUUGUUCUUUUUAUUUUAUUGUCAUAUUCUUAAACUCCUCUUUGUCUUCCAAAGGGUGUAUGUUGACCUCAAAAAAGAUGAGACUGCUGUACACUAAUAUUUCCAAUUCCUACUGAACUGGUUAGAUGUGUUACUUUCCUAUGCCCUUUAUUCAAAAUUGACUGAACUCAUGGCAAUCAAAUGAUCCCAUGGAGCACAUCCAUCAUGAGAGACUACAUCAAAGGAAUGUUCUCUUUGGGCUUUAGGAUGCAAUAUCAGUCUUUGUUGUGUUUGUCAAACAAUGUGAUACAAAUAUUUACUGGUGAAGGUACCACAAAAGUGCUUUAUGCUUCCUCUGGGGAAGGAACUCUGUAACAUAAACUUGAGUUUUAUAAUUUAUACAAGGACUUAUAUAUAUAAACACUACUUUUCGUCAUCUUAAGAAUUUUUAAAGUAAAUGAAUAACUAUGAUUGUACCUUUAUUUUUUAAAAAAAGAAAAACUGAGGAGUGUCUUUCCAAAUGCAACUGGUACUGGUUACCAAGGUCCUUAAAAGUCUUAUUGUAAUAAUGACCUCCUCAUUACUGUCUGCUCUGUGCGAAUGAACUUUAUUUUCUCAAGGGAACAUGAUUUAAUCAAAUACUCAUGUACAUUUUAGAAGCUUUGUGAAACAAUGUCCUUCAUUUGCUGGCAAGAAGAAACUAUGACAGAACAUGAUUAUUUAUAAUAAAGUAUAGACAAACAGUAUUCUUUUUCAAAACAUGGAAUAAGUU